GCAUGGCGUGGCCCUGCAUCAGCCGGCUUUGCUGCCUGGCCCGGCGCUGGAACCAGCUGGACCGCUCGGACGUAGCGGUGCCGCUGACUCUGCACGGUUACUCGGACCCCGGGAGCGAGGAGCCGGGCGCUGACUGCAGUGUCUCCCGCGGGAGCCCGUCGGUAGCAGGCGCGCCGGAGCCCAGCCGCGCCGUGCCGCUUACCCAGUACCAGCGCGACUUCGGUGUGCGAACCGCGCGUGCGGGGAUCCGGGAUGCGGCUCAAGAGCGCGCACCGGGGCCGGGCGGCCGCAGGGGCCAGUCCUCGGCGCCCCCCACCCGGACGAUCUACGUGCUGCCGGUCGGGGACGCGGACGCAGCUGUAGUAGCGACCACGUCUUAUAGACAGGAAUUCCAAGCUUGGACUGGAGUGAAACCCUCAAGAUCCACAAAGGCAAGAAGAGCCAGAGUCAUCACAACUCACAGCUCUGGAUGGGACCCCAGCCCUGGGGCCAGCUUCCAGGUUCCAGAGGUGAGGAAAUUCACACCUAAUCCUUCAGCCAUCUUUCAGUCAUCAGCUCCUCAGACUCUCAAUGCGUGACCAGUGGAAACCAUGGUCGGGAAAGCCGAGCACAGCCAGACCUACCAGGCAGAAUCCUGGCCUGAUCCUUUGCUUACAGUACAGGAGCAGCGUGGCUGCUGGCUCUGGGCAUGGUGUGGUGUGGUGUGGAAGCCGAGGGACAGGACACCACCAGCUGCACUCAGCCUCUCCAUCUGUCCUCCAGCAGUGGCAGGGAGGGAGAUUUCUUAUCUUCUAAACUGCCACUUGACAUUCUUCAGUUCUUAAAUCUGAUGAUCAAUUCAGCUGUGCCCUGAGCUGCUCCAGACUAAGAAACGUGCACACUAUCAAGUCCUUCGUAGGUUGGUUUCACACUUUGGAUGGUUUUCCUAAGAUGCAUGUUUCUUUUUUUUUUGUUGAUGAUUUAUGGUAGUCCCAGGUAGCAUCCUCAUCUUUUUGCAGUGACCCAUGUGCUUACCAUUAAGAAAUUUAGCCCAGCAGUGGUGGCACAUGCCCUUAGUCCCAAAGGUUUAUCUCUGAGAGUCUGAGGCCAGCCUGGUCUACAGAGUGAGUGACAAGACAGCCAGAGCUACACAGAGAAACCCUGCUGCAAAACAAUUGGGGGUUGGGGGAGGGAUGAGUGGGGAAGGGAGAAAUCAACCUUGGGUCGCCAGGAAUAAUGCCUUUAAUCCCAGCACUCUAGAGGCAGAAGAUCUCUGAACUCAAUGAUUUCCUGGUCUACACAGCCAAGUUCUGGGAGAGCCAGGGCUACACACCCUACUUCAAAACAACAAAAACCUUUAGGGGGUUUGUGUGUGUGUGUGUGUAUGUUUUAAUAUAUAAUCACUUGCACACACAACUCUCAUGGUAGUGAUAUGUGUCCAGGGAGAUCAUCCAUGUCUUCAAUCUCAAACAUGUAAUUUCUUUAUAGUCAAGAUGAUCCUGUUUCAAGGAAACAAUUCCUAGGGUGAGUGGAACGUUGAAAGCAUGAAUGGCAUUCACCCCAUGUUUCUAGAGGCUGAACCCUGUUUUACUAAUUUCCAUUGUCUCCCCCCCAACACAAGGACUAGAAGGGACUACCCUGCGUACUCAUGAGGAGCUGGCAGCAUGUCUGGAGAGCACCUCCUAUAGAGCUUUAGGCUCCCCAGCUCUGGCAAGCUACUCACUACCCAGCAGAGGGGACAACUCAUCAUGUCCUUGGAAAACACAUCUCCAUAGAUUCCAGCCAGUAUGUCUGUGUGGAACAAGCCCAUUCCCCUUUGUACAACCCUUCAAACACUGGAAAGAGCCUAUGUCUGAGAGGUUUGGCAGUGUUUGGUUAAGAACUAUAAGGAUUUCCUUGUGGUUCCCUUUUCUUCCCGGGCUCUGCCUAAGGGAGCAUCUAGUCAUGGUGGUGGGGCUCAUGUUUCAAAGCCUCAGCUGAGGAAGCAGCUCAGUCCUCCCACACAGCAUCCCCUCAGAGGUGCUAGCAGGCCCAGCCUCCCUCUUACCAGCCGAGGAAAUGCUGUUGUUUCUAAAGGGAAAAUUGAAACCAUAUGCACACACCAAGGAUCCUGUUACUUUAGAUUUGUCAGUUUGCAUGCUCAGUGUUCCUAAGAGGGAAAAAGAUUGCUGGGCAGAUUAACAAUUUACUAAAAUGCAAAAAUGUGCUGCAGCAACUUGCUAUAAACACAGGCAUAUGCUUUCCCAUCCCCAUGGCCUCUCAAUAAUGACCUUAAUAUAGUGUUAACUGCACUAAUAUCUUUGAAGCUUGUGAACUCCAAACCUUUCUUGCUCAGGACUGCAGAUGCCUCCAACGUUGCAGAUAUUACCUUCUCCCCACUUCAGCUCUCUAGCAUCCUUAAGUGGGAAAAGGGGCCACCUGUGCCACUGCUACUUCCUCACUAGCACGGACAGUGGCCACUUCCACUUCUGCACUUGAAAGCAAGGCUGCUAUCCUUAUACCCUGCUGGCUUGCUAGGAACAUCCACAGGAAAGCCAGUCAAGCAUGGCUCAAUUGUCCUUUCCUGCUUAAACCUCUUGGUCCUGCUGUAGCCACUGGCAUGCACCAGCUAAAAGCCCCCAGCUGUACAUUGCUAGUGACCACACCAUAUGCUCAACAAUCCCCAACCCCUGCAUUCACUCUUGGUGUAGAAAUGCAUGACCUCAGCAGUGUACCACAUAGCUCUUCUCACCAGUCCUCAUGAGAAAUGAAAACCUGCUCUUAGGAAGUCCCUCCUCAUUGCAGAUCUGAAUAUGGCCUAAUGGGUCCAUGAGCAGCCCAAGAAGCAACCAGACCAGUGUCAGCCUUGUUCUUAGUCCUUAGUCCACCUUACACACAAUGUGCACAAAGACCAGAAAAAUACACUGGAGGAUGAGCAGGGCUCAUCUCUGAGGAGAGUGUGUAUAUGGUGGUAUGUAGGUACAUCUAUGUGUGUAUUCCUAUAUGUAUGGGGAUGUGUGUUCAUCGUGUAUGUGCAGGUACAUGUGUAGAGGUCAACUCAAAGUAUUCUUCAGGUACCCUUCACUUUUCUCACUGGCACAGAGCUCGCCAAGUAGGCUCGGCUAGCUGUAUAGCAAGCCUCAAGUGAUCUGCCCAUGUCUGCCUCUCCAGUGCUCAGAUUUUAAGUGUGCACCACCAUGCCUGCCUUUUUCAUGUGGGUUCUGGUGACUGAACUCAGGUACUGCAUGCACUUCAACUGAGCCAUCUCUCCAGCCCAAAUUUUUAAAAAUACUUUAUCAUACCUGCUAAAAUUCCUAUAAAAUUUAAUAACUUUUAUAUUCUGUAAAUUUUGAAAAAUAAAGAGCUGUUUAAUCUG
This is a messenger RNA of Mastomys coucha (southern multimammate mouse), 3334 nucleotides long. RefSeq names its product MAP6 domain containing 1 (gene Map6d1). The coding region runs from base 3 to 578 and encodes 191 amino acids. Gene Ontology annotation, cellular component: microtubule; Golgi-associated vesicle; cis-Golgi network. The transcript is spliced from 3 exons. NCBI's taxonomy places the organism in Eukaryota, Metazoa, Chordata, Mammalia, Rodentia, Muridae. Gene Ontology annotation, biological process: cytoskeleton-dependent intracellular transport; microtubule cytoskeleton organization; regulation of microtubule cytoskeleton organization. The record is from RefSeq and is a predicted model, not a curated record. Gene Ontology annotation, molecular function: microtubule binding; calmodulin binding.